Messenger RNA from Trichomycterus rosablanca, 1319 nucleotides. It is a transcript of the gene bscl2, whose product is annotated as BSCL2 lipid droplet biogenesis associated, seipin. Gene Ontology annotation, cellular component: endoplasmic reticulum membrane. Gene Ontology annotation, biological process: lipid droplet organization; lipid storage. The record is from RefSeq and is a predicted model, not a curated record. The transcript has 10 exons. Bases 1 to 1164 code for a protein of 387 amino acids. Lineage: Eukaryota; Metazoa; Chordata; Actinopteri; Siluriformes; Trichomycteridae.
AUGGGUCCCGUUCUGAUUUGGCUUCAGGACGUGGCAGCUGUGACUCUUCUGAGGGCUCGGCGAACACUGCUCCGGGCUGCCAUCUUCUUCUGUGUGCUUGUGCUGCUACUGUGGGUUUCCAUCUUCCUAUAUGGCAGCUUUUAUUACUCCUACAUGCCCACAGUUAGCUUCUCCACACCAGUAAACUACCAGUACAGGACAGAUUGUGGGUCAGGGAACUCUGUUCUUUGUUCUUUUCCAAUGGCCAAUGUUUCUCUUCUGAAAAAUGGCAAAGAGCAGGUAAUGAUGUAUGGCCAGCCCUACAGGGUCUCUCUUGAACUGGAGAUGCCGGAAUCUCCUGUUAAUGAGCAGCUUGGCAUGUUUAUGGUCAAAAUGUGCUGCUACAGCAAAGACGGAAGGAUUGUUUCCACUGUGUCUCGCUCGGCCAUGCUUCAUUAUCGCUCGAGUCUGCUGCAGAUUCUCAGUACCUUGGUGUUCUCUCCAUUACUGGUAACAGGGCUGUCUGAACAAAAACAGCUCAUAGAGGUUGAGCUCUACUCAGACUACAGGUCAGACUCUUAUCAGCCUACUGUUGGUGCAGUGAUUGAGAUUCAGUCUCGUCAGGUACAGAUCUACUCUGCUCAUCUUAGGAUACAUGCAUACUUCACUGGGAUCAGAUACCUCUUGUAUAAUUUCCCUCUGACAUCAGCAGUCAUAGGAGUCGCCAGUAACUUCACUUUCCUCAGUGUUAUUGUGCUGUUUAGUUAUUUGCAGUUUAUCUGGGGGGGAUUUUGGCCACCAGAUCAGGUCAGAGUCCAGGUCAUGAUGGGAAAUACUACACGUCUACAGCAGAGGAGAGAGGAGGCCCGGAGACGCAUGCGCACUACAGCUAGUGCACCUAAUAUUAACUAUGAGAGAGAACAAGAUGCUCGUGUAGACCAAGCACCAGAGCCUGACCAAACUGGAACUCUUGGAAAUAAAACAGGUGAACCAGGUGCGAUCAGAGUGAUUGGAUUGGUGGGUGAAAGUGGGCAGGAUGAUGAGAAUGCUCUUGAGUCAGAUGAAGCUGGUGUGUCUCUGGAGGCUCCAUAUAGUACAGCGGGGACCAACGCGACUGAAAAGGAGGCUGAGGCUGAGCCUGAUUCCAACCUAAGGCAAAGACACGGGCCCUGGAUGAGCCUCUGAGGUCUUGUUUUCUUGUUUAGUUUUUCACUCUGCAACUGAAAUGCACUGACAAGCAAGAACACCAAACCAUUUUUGCGUGAAGCACUGUGCCACUGCUAGCAGCAUGCUUUACUUGGUAAACAUGCUUUACUUAGAAACAUUUAAAUAUAAGAAAA